GUGGGAGAGAGAGAGGGAGAGGGAGAGAGAGGGAGAGCACUCCCAGCGCAGUCUGGUCGGCGUUUCGUUCUUCCAAUGUGGAAUACAGCUCUGACUGCCUCACUGGAAACUAUCGCAGAGGAUUCUCACUGGAGUGUGAAGAGUUUUUUCUAGUUUUCCUGCCGUGUGGAUAGACUUUUUUCAAACUGUUGAGUAUGGAGAUGAACGGCCGUGCCCUGCCGCCGUCCAUACCUGAGGACGGCGAAGCUCCGGACCACGUUCUUCACGGAGAAAUGAACGGCUACCACCAGCGGCUCCUCGGCGGUGAUGGGGGAGAGGCCGAGGUCCCCGUGUCCAAGUCCCAGAGACGCAAGAGCGACGUCAAAGUCUAUAAGGAGUUCUGUGAUUUUUAUGCCCGCUUCAACAUGGCCAACGCUCUGGCCAACGCCAUGUGCGAGCGCUGCAAGAGUGGCUUCGCCCCGGCGGAGAAGAUCGUGAACAGCAACGGGGAGCUGUACCAUGAGCAGUGCUUCGUGUGCGCCCAGUGUUUCCAGCAGUUCCCCGAGGGACUCUUCUACGAGUUUGAAGGCAGGAAGUACUGCGAACACGACUUCCAGAUGCUGUUCGCUCCUUGCUGCCAUCAGUGUGGGGAGUUCAUUAUCGGCCGUGUGAUCAAGGCGAUGAACAACAGUUGGCAUCCGGACUGCUUCUGCUGUGAUAUCUGCCAGGCUGUGCUCGCUGAUGUUGGAUUCGUUAAAAAUGCUGGAAGGCACCUGUGUCGUCCGUGUCACAACAGAGAGAAAGCUCGAGGCCUCGGCAAGUACAUCUGUCAGAAGUGUCACGCCAUCAUCGAUGAGCAGCCUCUGCUGUUCAAGAACGACCCCUACCACCCCGAUCACUUCAACUGCAACAACUGCGGCAAGGAGCUGACAGCUGACGCCAGGGAGCUGAAGGGGGAGCUCUACUGUCUGCCCUGCCACGACAAGAUGGGAGUCCCGAUCUGCGGGGCCUGUAGGAGGCCCAUCGAGGGCCGUGUGGUCAACGCCAUGGGCAAGCAGUGGCACGUGGAGCAUUUUGUGUGUGCUAAGUGUGAGAAACCCUUCCUGGGACACCGUCACUACGAACGCAAGGGCCUGGCCUACUGCGAAACGCACUACAACCAGCUCUUCGGGGAUGUUUGCUACCACUGCAAUCGUGUUAUUGAAGGAGACGUGGUGUCUGCCCUCAACAAGGCUUGGUGUGUGAACUGUUUUGCCUGCUCAACCUGCAACACCAAGCUCACUCUCAAGAACAAGUUUGUGGAGUUUGACAUGAAGCCAGUUUGUAAGAAGUGCUACGAGAAGUUCCCUCUGGAGCUGAAGAAGAGGCUGAAGAAACUGUCAGAAACUGUUGCUCGGAAGUGAACGCGCAGUCGAGCAGCCGGUGGCACUGAAAGACAGAUGAGACCGCGAGGUGGCCCCGCACAAGCCCAGAACCGAGAGUCGCAUUUAGAUAGAAUUUGUGUGUUUUAUAUUAUCGGUAUGUUACAUUUAGGUCGAUUAUUUCAGCAGAACACAUUUGUGCUUUUAGUUACAGCAGUAAGACUUUGAGCUUUGAUUUUAUGAGCCCCACCCUGGCAGAUGGCUCGACAGUCAUGUUGAUCAGUCAGUCGGUAGGUUUAGCCUCCUCAGUGCCUUUUGGCUCAAACACUGCACUGUAUAUUUUUUCGCUUGCUUGCUUAGUUCACUACUUUAUAUAUAAAACACAACACGUGUCGACGGUCCUAUAUUUAUUAUAUGAGCUUGAAGAGAAGACAUAGAAACAUGGGAUAAUGACUUACAAGCUGCGCUGAGAGGUUGCUCAACUGUUUGCCAGCUUGUCUUGUGAUGUCAAAAAAUCUGUUUCCUUGUUUGACUGAUGUUACUGCCACAUUUCUAUAAUAAAUAAGUAAACCAAAGACAGCUUGAAAAAAAAAAAAACAUGCCGUUGUACUGAAUGUGUAUAUAAUCUCUAAAGUUUCUCGUUUUCUUUCAGCAAGUAUAAUUGUAUGUAUUCUUCUUGUGUAUUUUCUUUAAUAUUAUGCAAAAUAAGUUAGUGUAGGUCUAUAAAGUUUCUUUGUGCAUCUACGGUUUAUUGCUAUCAUGCACAUGCUGCAGUAAUGGACACAACUACCACCUACAGUGUGCUAGAUUACCUUGUUCCAGUGUGUGCUGAGCAUUUUUUAUGUGACACAAUCUCUAUGCAAAGCAACAUGUACUGGUAUUUACUCACCAGUUUUUCAGGUUCACAAUCUAAAAUACUCCAGUACAGCCUAUCCAACAUUUAUAAUGUGGAGUUUUUUUGUUUUUUCUCCUAUUUGGAGUAAAUAGAUGCAGAUGCUAGAAUACCAGAAAGCUUUCGAGGUGUGUUCUGCAGUACCACUCAACAUUAUAACUGCAGCUUAGAUUCUGCUGAAACAACUCCCCUGACGUGUUGUAAACAAACACUGAACACAAUAAGCUUCAGGGUGACAUAAUUUAUUGCACGGCAACUGGUAACUGUGUGUGUGUCUUACAACACGACGGCUUGUGGCAUGUGCGGAGACCGGAUGUGGGAGUAGCGCUUGAUGUCAGAAACAUUUGCCUCUGUUGUUUGUGAUCCAGAGAAAGUGAUCCUCUUAGGGAGGUGUACCGACUUCCUCAAGGCUCAGACCCACUUAGGAAAGAAAGCCAACCGUUCCCGUUCUCAAAGUGCUUCACUCGAGCGGUGUUUUAUCAUGGAAAACAUAUCUUCUACAUAAAAGCUCAAUAGAAGAAAAACACAUUCCACAUUUUUUUUUUGAUUGCAAAGCCAACGCUACUCUUGUGCGUUUUACUACCGAAGCCACAGCGCUGCUCAUGCCAUGGAGAAGUUAAGUUAGCCACUGGACUGAUUGUUGUGAAGCAGAAUAGUCCAGUACACGGUUUCAUCUGAUAUCUUACUACCUUGGGAAUGUUUGUGAAGAGAUGUAUUAACACACCAAAGUGCAUAUUCUGGACUUUAACUUAAAUGUAUUUGUCAUUAUAUCAAAGAUAAAUCUGUCAAAUCAUCUGAAUAAACACCUACAUCAGUGCCA
Stegastes partitus (bicolor damselfish) is the source of this 3052-nucleotide messenger RNA. Its product is annotated as LIM and senescent cell antigen-like-containing domain protein 1. The record is from RefSeq and is a predicted model, not a curated record. NCBI's taxonomy places the organism in Eukaryota, Metazoa, Chordata, Actinopteri, Pomacentridae. The transcript is spliced from 10 exons. Bases 195 to 1382 code for a protein of 395 amino acids. Gene Ontology annotation, biological process: positive regulation of integrin-mediated signaling pathway; cell-cell adhesion; positive regulation of substrate adhesion-dependent cell spreading. Gene Ontology annotation, cellular component: focal adhesion; cytoplasm; cell-cell junction.